This is a messenger RNA of Mandrillus leucophaeus (drill), 4416 nucleotides long. RefSeq names its product nuclear factor, erythroid 2-like 1 (gene NFE2L1). Gene Ontology annotation, biological process: regulation of transcription by RNA polymerase II. The record is from RefSeq and is a predicted model, not a curated record. Gene Ontology annotation, molecular function: RNA polymerase II cis-regulatory region sequence-specific DNA binding; DNA-binding transcription factor activity, RNA polymerase II-specific. Gene Ontology annotation, cellular component: nucleus. The transcript has 6 exons. Lineage: Eukaryota; Metazoa; Chordata; Mammalia; Primates; Cercopithecidae. The coding region runs from base 351 to 2579 and encodes 742 amino acids.
GAGUGCGGUGGCAGGAGGGGGCGGGGAGGGAAGCGGAGGCUCGGAGCUCUAGGCCGGCCGGUGGCGGCGGCGAGGCCGGGACUCGGGCUUAGGGCCUGCUGUGGCGGCAGCGGCGGACGCCGAGCUAAGCAGUUUCUCUGGAAACCCCCCUGGUAAGUGUGGAGGAGGCGGGACACUCUGACCCAAGACGAAAGGCCUGUAGCUCCAGCCAAAGAAAAUAAACCUUAGGAGGGAGAAGGAAAAAAAAAAAAAAUCCAUCAGCUGUUCCUGAGAACAGCCUGCAGUGGAAUCUACAGAGAGGACAACUAAUGUGAGUGAGGAAGUGACUGUAUGUGGACUGUGGAGACACAAUGCUUUCUCUGAAGAAAUAUUUAACGGAAGGACUUCUCCAGUUCACCAUUCUGCUGAGUUUGAUUGGGGUACGGGUGGACGUGGAUACUUACCUGACCUCACAGCUCCCCCCGCUCCGGGAGAUCAUCCUGGGGCCCAGUUCUGCCUAUACUCAGACCCAGUUCCACAACCUGAGGAAUACCUUGGAUGGCUAUGGUAUCCACCCCAAGAGCAUAGACCUGGACAAUUACUUCACUGCCCGGCGGCUCCUCAGUCAGGUGAGGGCCCUGGACAGGUUCCAGGUGCCAACCACUGAGGUAAAUGCCUGGCUGGUUCACCGAGAUCCAGAGGGGUCUGUCUCUGGCAGUCAGCCCAACUCAGGCCUCGCCCUCGAGAGUUCCAGUGGCCUCCAAGAUGUGACAGGCCCAGACAACGGGGUGCGAGAAAGCGAAACGGAGCAGGGAUUCGGUGAAGAUUUGGAGGAUUUGGGGGCUGUAGCCCCUCCAGUCAGUGGAGACUUAACCAAAGAGGACAUAGAUCUGAUUGACAUCCUUUGGCGACAGGAUAUUGAUCUGGGGGCUGGGCGUGAGGUUUUUGACUAUAGUCAUCGCCAGAAGGAGCAGGAUGUGGAGAAGGAGCUGCGAGAUGGAGGCGAGCAGGACACCUGGGCAGGCGAGGGCGCGGAAGCUCUGGCACGGAACCUGCUAGUGGAUGGAGAGACUGGGGAGAGCUUCCCUGCACAGUUUCCAGCAGACAUUUCCAGCAUAACAGAAGCAGUGCCUACUGAGAGUGAGCCCCCAGCUCUUCAGAACAACCUCUUGUCUCCUCUUCUGACCGGGACAGAGUCACCAUUUGAUUUGGAACAGCAGUGGCAAGAUCUCAUGUCCAUCAUGGAAAUGCAGGCCAUGGAAGUGAACACAUCAGCAAGUGAAAUCCUGUACAAUGCCCCUCCUGGAGACCCACUGAGCACCAACUACAGCCUUGCCCCCAACACUCCCAUCAAUCAGAAUGUCAGCCUGCAUCAGGCGUCCCUGGGGGGCUGCAGCCAGGACUUCUUACUCUUCAGCCCUGAGGUGGAAAGCCUGCCUGUGGCCAGUAGCUCCACGCUGCUCCCGUUGGCCCCCAGCAAUUCCACCAGCCUCAACUCCACCUUCGGCUCCACCAACCUGACAGGGCUCUUCUUUCCACCCCAGCUCAAUGGCACAGCCAAUGACACAGCAGGCCCAGAGCUGCCUGACCCUUUGGGGGGUCUGUUAGAUGAAGCCAUGUUGGAUGAGAUCAGCCUAAUGGACCUGGCCAUUGAAGAAGGCUUUAACCCUGUGCAGGCCUCCCAGCUGGAGGAGGAAUUUGACUCUGACUCAGGCCUUUCCUUAGACUCGAGCCAUAGCCCUUCUUCCCUAAGCAGCUCUGAAGGCAGUUCUUCCUCUUCUUCCUCCUCUUCUUCCUCUUCUUCCUCUGCUUCUUCCUCUGCCUCUUCCUCCUUUUCUGAGGAAGGUGCGGUUGGCUACAGCUCUGACUCUGAGACCCUGGAUCUGGAAGAGGCCGAGGGUGCUGUGGGCUACCAGCCUGAGUAUUCCAAGUUCUGCCGCAUGAGCUACCAGGAUCCAGCUCAGCUCUCAUGCCUGCCCUACCUGGAGCACGUGGGCCACAACCACACAUACAACAUGGCCCCCAGUGCCCUGGACUCAGCCGACCUGCCACCACCCAGUGCCCUCAAGAAAGGCAGCAAGGAGAAGCAGGCUGACUUCCUGGACAAGCAGAUGAGCCGGGAUGAGCACCGAGCCCGAGCCAUGAAGAUCCCUUUCACCAAUGACAAAAUCAUCAACCUGCCUGUGGAGGAGUUCAACGAGCUGCUGUCCAAAUAUCAGCUGAGUGAAGCCCAGCUGAGCCUCAUCCGAGAUAUCCGGCGCCGGGGCAAGAACAAGAUGGCGGCGCAGAAUUGCCGCAAGCGCAAGCUGGACACCAUCCUGAAUCUGGAGCGUGAUGUGGAGGACCUGCAGCGCGACAAAGCUCGGCUGCUGCGGGAGAAAGUGGAGUUCCUGCGCUCCCUGCGACAGAUGAAGCAGAAGGUCCAGAGCCUGUACCAGGAGGUGUUUGGGCGGCUGCGGGAUGAGAAUGGGCGACCCUACUCGCCUAGUCAGUAUGCGCUCCAGUACGCCGGGGACGGCAGUGUCCUCCUCAUCCCCCGCACGAUGGCCGACCAGCAGGCCCGGCGGCAGGAGAGGAAGCCAAAGGACCGGAGAAAGUGAGCCUGGGGAGGAAGGGGGUUUGAUGCCCACCAAGACCGAAACUGGAGAAAGGCUGGACCUGGACCUGGACCUGGACCUACAGCGGGGACUUAAAUGCCUUCUUAUCCAAUAUAUCUUCUCAGAUGGGAUGACUGCGGGUCAGUGUACAGGAAGAGGCAGGCACUGGCUGGCUCAGCUCCACUCGGGUGGAGUGGAAGUGGCCAGACCAUUUGGAUGGACAGGGUCCUCACCCUACCCCUUUCCUGUGAGGCAAGGGUGAUGGUGGAGUUGCUGGAGGUAGAGGAGCUAUGUGGAGCAAAGGCCAACAGAGGGGAAGGAAUGGACCUGUGAGAGGAAGGGAAGGUGGCAGAAAGUCUCAUUUCAGGAAGGAGGGAAAGAAAGAAGGAAGGAAGGAAACCCCCCCCAAAAAAAAUCAAAGCGAGAAGAAAAUCAGAGGGAAGGUUAAGGUUGGCUCUGGCCAGGAUUCCAGGCAGCAGGUUGGAGUGACUGGUGGGCCUAGGUCACUGGUGUGAUAAACCCCAUUUCACCCCUGGGGGUUACGCAGACACAGGGUGGGGUUGGGGAGGGGCGGUGUUAACUCUUUCUGCUCCUUGCAUUUUGGCAUCCCUGAAGGGGAGCUCUUGGAUAUCAUCGGCCGUAACGUUUCAAUCAAAUGGAGCCACUGGGCCCCAACACUGGCUUGGAGAUUUAGGGUCAAAGGGUAGAGUGAACUGGAAAGGGUCACGUGGCCCCGUGUUGCAGCAGCCCCAACAUCACGCAUGUCAUUCACUGCCUUGCCACUCCAUCUCCCUCUGUGCUCCAGCCACCCCUGAGCUGAGGCUCCCAUUGUCUCCAUCAGAGCCUGCAUGUGAAUGCCAUCCUCCCUGGGUUCGGUGUUUGUGUUCCCCACCCCUCACAGACUUCCUGAGCUCUUCUGUAAGCUGGGGUAGGGUGCUGGCAGUGCUCCGGGAACUGGGCCUGCAGCCUUCCUCUUCUGGGACUGCUGUGAGGCAGAGGAAUGAUGGAGGAUCUAGUGCAGCAGCCUCCAGGCAGGAUUCAGCACAACACUGGGGAGUCACCCUUCCCUCGGGCCUCUGCCUACCAACAACUGGGCUUAUCACUGGGAAAACACAAAAAAUUACACAACCCAGCAACAACAACAAAAAACUAGUCCUCUUAGAAUUUCUUGCGCUUUGAUUUUUUUAGGGCUUGUGCCCUCUUUCACUUAUAGGGUCUAGAAUGCUUGUGUUGAGUAAAAAGGAGAUGCCCCAAUAUUCAAAGCUGCUAAAUGUUCUCUUUGCCAUAAAGACUCCGUGUAACUGUGUGAACAUUUGGGAUUUUUCUCCUCUGUCCCGAGGUCGUCGUCUGCUUUCUUUUUUGGGUUUCUUUUUAGAAGAUUGAGAAGUGCAUGUGACGGGCUGAGAGCACACCCCCCUAAACACACAAGCUCUCAGCCACAGGCAGCUUCUCCCUCCACAGCCCCAGGUUAGCAUAGGCUCCUGGAGGGCUGCCUGGGGGAGGCAGACAUGGGAGUGCCAAGGUGGCCAGAUGGUUCCAGGACCACAAUGUCUUUAUUUUUAACUGUUUGCCACUGCUGCCCUCACCCCUGUGUGGCUCUGGAGUACCAUCUGCCCCAGACAAGCAGGAGUGAAAUGAGGGUGGGGGGAAGCACUGAUUCCCAGUUAGGGGGUGCCUAACUGAGCAGUAGGGAUAGAAGGUGUGAACCUGGGAGUGCUUUUAUAAAUUAUUUUCCUUGUAGAUUUUAUUUUUAAUUUAUCUCUGUGACCUGCCAGGGAGAGGGGGGAGAGAGAUGCUGUUGAGCACAUGACAAAAUAAAAUAAAAUGGAUGAUUCAUUCU